AGGAGGGAGUGCCAUCAGGGAGAGCUAUGCUCAGCAGAAGACUCACAUCUGCUCCUGCAGCACACACCGCCUGUCACUCCGCUGACUGCAGCUUCGCUGGGAUUCUUCUUCAUGGCCAGACUACUGAAAAGCUUCAGCAUCCUUCUGAUGAGACAGAGGGGGAUGUCACUUGUCACCGGGAGCAGAGCCUGGAGCACAGCUAGGAUGGUGCACUCAGAUGCUGGAUCCCUUACAAGGUACGACGAGGCCAUUGUUUCUACUGACUGGCAAGAGAAACUGACUCCGGAGGAGUACUAUGUGACCAGAGAGAAGGGGACCGAGCUGCCUUUCAGCGGCAUCCAUCUGAACAGCACAGAAGAUGGCGUGUAUCACUGCGUGUGCUGCAAAGCUCCACUCUUCAGUUCGGAUAAGAAGUAUAAUUCUGGAACUGGCUGGCCAUCCUUUUAUGAAGCACACGGAACUGAUGGGGAGGAUGAAAGCAAUUCCAAUGUACUAAGACGUCCUGAUAACUCUUUGGGGAGCAUGGGAACCGAAGUCAUUUGCAAAGAGUGUGAUGCCCACCUUGGUCACGUGUUCGAUGAUGGCCCCGCCCCCACGGGUCAGAGAUUCUGUAUUAACAGUGUUGCACUGUGUUUUAAGCCAAGCUAGAUGAACGGAAGCUCAGCUGAGAGAAUUAUUUUUAGAAAUGUAUUUUGUGUGUCUGUAACAUUUUUGUCUUCAUUGCUGGUUUACUGGACUACCUGAUCUUGAAUUUUUGUACAUAUCCGUUUUAUUGUUUUGUCCAAUGUUUUUGGGUUUAUUCACCAAACAGUGAAAAUUGUAGAAAACUAAGUUAACAAAUCAAAAUGCACGUUACAGCAGUCAGAUAAGUACAAAAUGUAUUCUGAUUGGUUGCUCUCAGGUUUGAACUUACCACUUGGCUACUUACAUUUUUGUUGAGUAGACCUAGCUGUGUUUCGUGUGUAAAAUUAUAAUUUUUAUCAUAGGAAAACAAAAAAAAUGGCUAUAAUUCUGGGGGGG
Rana temporaria (common frog) is the source of this 1020-nucleotide messenger RNA. It is a transcript of the gene MSRB2, whose product is annotated as methionine sulfoxide reductase B2. Bases 112 to 648 code for a protein of 178 amino acids. Gene Ontology annotation, molecular function: peptide-methionine (R)-S-oxide reductase activity. Gene Ontology annotation, biological process: response to oxidative stress; protein repair. NCBI's taxonomy places the organism in Eukaryota, Metazoa, Chordata, Amphibia, Anura, Ranidae. The transcript has 5 exons. The record is from RefSeq and is a predicted model, not a curated record. Gene Ontology annotation, cellular component: cytoplasm.